UGGAGAUACAGCGCUGCACAAGGCCGUGCGGAGCCAACAUCUAGAUGUGGUUAAGCUCUUGGCGAAAGAAGAUUCUGAAUUUGAAUUUCCGCCCAACCAUGCGCAGGAGACACCACUGUAUCUGGACGCUGAAUCAGAUUGCAUUAGAUCACUAUGGCGAUGGAAUAAGCCUUUAUGCGAGGAACCUGACUUAUGGGGUUGGAAGCCGUAGUUUCGGAUAUGCUGGGGUGGAAAAAAUCCUUAGUGUACCUUCCGGCAGGCAUUGAUAAUGACUGGACGACAGCAAUUCACAUUGCAUCCAGUGAAGGUGACGUAUACAUGAUCAAUGAGCUAUUAAAUCACUGCCCAGAUUGUUGGGAUAUGCUUAACAGCAACAAUCAAAAUGCACUUCAUGUUGCCGUAUUGAACAAUCAAGACGAGGUAGUCCGGUUCUUAUUAGACUCUGAUAAGUGCGACAGACUUGUUGAUGAGCCAGAUAGUUACGGCAACACUCCUCUCCAUUUGCUUGCUGCCUCUGGUAACCAUGUGCCUGAAUUAAUAAACCAUCCUAGAGCAAAGAAGAUGUCAUUUAAUAAACAAAACCAGACCCCACUUGAUAUAGCAUUGUCAUGCACAGUGACAACAAAGAAGGAGAUAUUUGUGAAGGAUUUGUGUAGCAUUGGCCGAUUUGGGAAACGUGACUUUGAGGUAAAGCAGAAGUGCGAGUACAUGCCCAAUCCAAAUGAUGAAACGGGAGAAGGAGACAAAAUGCAACUGAAUGAUGAAACGGGAACAAGAGUCAAAAUACAACUGAAGGAAGAUGAUCAAACAGAAGUCGAAAGUUUUAUGAAAUCAGCUCAAAUCCAUGUUGUUGUGGCCACUUUGAUAAUGACAGUCACUUUCGCUGCUGGUAUCACAUUGCCAGGAGGUUUUGAGAGUGAACCCGACCGCCCUAAUCAAGGGAUGGCAAUUCUAAUAAGGAAAACAGCGUUUCGUGCAUUUGUUGUUUCCGAUGCCAUUGCCUUCACAUUCUCAGCUAUUGCCAUAUUCACCUACUUCUUCAUGGCAGAUGAAAGUAGACCUCCUCCACAUUUGAAAAUUGUAGAGAAGCUUUAUGAUCUCGCACGUAUUUUUCAAUGCUUGUCAAUGUUAGCAGUUUUAAUUGCAUUCGCAACGGGUAUGUUUGCUACUUUAUCACAUUCACUUGGUCUCGCCAUUACUGUCUGUUCCAUAGGUUGUCUCUCGAUUUUAUUGUUUAUUUUGGUGUUUAUUUAUAUUACUAUUGUGUACAGGAGAGAAUAUUGGUAGUCCUCACAAUGGUAUUUUUAAUAUUUCACUUUUUUUUUUGUUAAGUGAGAUUACCACCAUGCAAUUAAUGGUGUCUUUUCCUAAUAUAUUUUCAUUUAUGCCCUUAUUAUUUUUGUUAAGACCAUU
Messenger RNA from Capsicum annuum, 1413 nucleotides. Its product is annotated as ankyrin repeat-containing protein ITN1-like. The record is from RefSeq and is a predicted model, not a curated record. Gene Ontology annotation, molecular function: protein phosphatase regulator activity; protein phosphatase 1 binding. Gene Ontology annotation, cellular component: plasma membrane. The transcript has 3 exons. Bases 193 to 1287 code for a protein of 364 amino acids. NCBI's taxonomy places the organism in Eukaryota, Viridiplantae, Streptophyta, Magnoliopsida, Solanales, Solanaceae.